GCUGCCGAGGAAUAAUAUAGAAUAUAGAAAAGGAAACUUGACCAAAAGAUUUGAAUAAACUCCUUCUGUGGUAGUUGAAAGCAAUGGAUGAGCUUCCGGAACUCUAUGCUAUUUUCCAAGGAGAGAUUGCUUCUGUGACAGAAUAUGGAGCAUUUAUAAAAAUUCCAGGAACCCAAAAACAAGGUUUGAUUAAUUAUAUGGUGAUUAUUUGGUUGACAUUCUUUUGUUAUGAUUGUUAUAACCUCAACAUCAAUUUUUGUCCUGGGUAUCUGGGAAUGAAACAAAAAUCAAAAUGUAUUGCCUUAUGUUUUCAGAAGAAAGAUGACAAAUUGAAACUAUCUCUUUCCAUGAAAGUUGUUAACCAAGGAACUGGGAAGGACUUAGACCCCAAUAAUAUUGUCCUUGAUCAAGAGGCACGGAAAAAAUGCUCCUUUAGAGAUUAUACCAGUCAAAAGAUCACUCUAGAAGCUGUUUUGAACACUGUGUGUAAGAAGUGUGGUUGUCCAGGUCAUUUCGCCAAAGAUUGCUUCAUGCAGCCAGGAGGGACAAAAUACACCCUUAUACCAGAGGAUGAACCCGUCCCUGCAGAAGAUGAAAAGAAAGCUCACCACUCUAUGAAGAAAAGGAAAAAGGAUAAAAAGAAAAAAAGGAAACGUAAGAACACAGACUUGGAGGCUUCUGACAACACCAAUUCCGACAAUGGGAAUCAGCCAGCUCGGAAGAAGGCAAAAUGCAAGGAAAAAGCCAGUCCAUCUCGGAAAAGUAAAAAGAAGCAUCAUAAGAAAAAGCACAAGGAAUGAGAAUGAGACUCGGACGCUGGGCUGCAUGUGUUUUCAAUGCAGAGUGUGACUUCCAUUCCCUCUGGUCAUCAGUUGGAAAAAAGAACAACUGGACCAGCAGGAUGCAUUAAGAUAACAUGGUUUUUCCUUCUUUGAAAAUUACUUUUGUUUCUCAAGGAUUAUCACAAGGAUGGCUAUUCCCCUCCCAUAAAGUGGAAAGGAAGGAGCAGCCAGCAUGCCACUGGGUGGUUCCUUGUCCCAGAUGUUGACUUCAUAUCUUGUGAAAUCUUACUCCGUUCUUUCAUUUCCUCAUGCCUGGAUUUUAGCCAGCUUCUUUUGGAGCAACCUAGAGCCAUCUUGCAGAAACUUGUAUGGAGCUGGCAGUCGGUACAUUUCCUCACUCGGGAGCAGCGAUGUGUUGACUCAGCAUCUGCCAGUUAUUGCCUGCCUACCAGCAGAAGGAACUGUGAAUGGUGCACUCUCUCUCCCCUGAGAGAGACACAUUGGUUGAAGAACAGGUCAUGCUACUGCACUCCCAUUGUCCCAUUUGUCCUGUAAUACCGUAGGAGGAAGAAGUCAGGUACAGGAGCAGUCGUCUUAAAAACCGAGAAAUGAGCCACAUGUUUACCUUUGAACAAUGAAUAAAGUUUUAGUUUGUGGGGUU
Molecule: messenger RNA, 1443 nt
Organism: Protobothrops mucrosquamatus (brown spotted pit viper)
Lineage: Eukaryota; Metazoa; Chordata; Lepidosauria; Squamata; Viperidae
Gene: ZCCHC17
Product: zinc finger CCHC-type containing 17
Exons: 6
Coding region: 84-800 (238 amino acids)
Biological process (GO): RNA stabilization
Molecular function (GO): RNA binding; zinc ion binding
Source: RefSeq, a predicted model, not a curated record